Varroa destructor (honeybee mite) is the source of this 6004-nucleotide messenger RNA. RefSeq names its product gamma-1-syntrophin-like. Lineage: Eukaryota; Metazoa; Arthropoda; Arachnida; Mesostigmata; Varroidae. The record is from RefSeq and is a predicted model, not a curated record. Gene Ontology annotation, molecular function: structural molecule activity; protein binding. Gene Ontology annotation, cellular component: dystrophin-associated glycoprotein complex; intracellular anatomical structure.
UUCGAAACUCGUGAAGAGAAGAAAGCUCUGUAUCUUGACAAUAACAUACAUCAAGCGUGGUCCCUACAGAAUAACUAUAUAGUAAUGGAUGGUAUUUACUGUUGCUAGUCACAACACCUUUCUACCACUAACGCGGCCUUAGUGCCGUCAGAAUCGCUCUUCAAUUCGGUAGCGUUCAAUUGUUUUGCUUAACCCAAGCUGAAAUGAGUUCAGCUUCUCCUAAAAUUCAUUAGUCCCAUCAGCCUCCUGUCAGACCACCAGGAAUCGUCUGCGUGAAGUGUGCCAAGUGGACUUGUAGAACGGAGUCCAAAAAAAUUAAUCGAGCAUUCUAUCACAGGUGUUACUUAUCUGUGACCAAGCAUGAAGUGCGGGCCAGAUAAACGUCAGGCCAGUGUUUUCCUCUUUAAGCAUGAAGUCAGCCAUAGUGAAAACGGAGCUGCUCAGAGAUCUUGUUACGAAUAUUGAUAACAACCCGUGGCUGAUUCUAAUGAACGCAGCGACGUGCGAUUAUAUUAUCGAUCACUAACACCUCUCUCUCUCUCAAGGAACUCGUCUGUUGUUGUUGUCGUUGAACAAGGUUUUAUGGAACCGAACGUUGCCCGAACUAUCUAAUGCGGGUGAGUGAUUUCCUAAUUUUACUAUACAAUACUUAUCAGUUUUUUGAAGAUAAAGUUUCUUAAAAUCAAAUCCCAGCACAAUUUAUGACAACAGCUUAUUUUUGGCUAUUUCAUCUGAAGCUAGUACUGUGUCCUUUGUGAAAUCAUCAUUAAAGAUCAGGAGUUUCUUCCUUUGUAUACCUCUUUCCUAUACAUGCUAAUUGGAGACAUAAUUCCAUGAGCUUUGACCAGUCUGUAUAACAGUAUUACGCCGGCUGCCGCUUAGAUAAUGGCUGCUUUAGUUUCAAGCAUAUAUAUGUAUGUAUAUAUAUAUAAGUGGGUAUUACAACAGCUUUAGGCCAAACUGUUUCAGGGCUCAAGAGAAAUCGACUUCAGCACGAGAUUACCUUUCUGCCAUUAUAGCAUUGUAUUCUAAUGGAAAUACUUAUAUAUAUAUGCGUCCUUCCCUUCAGCGAAGGUACCAUCCAUGUCAUUUGGUGUAUGAUGGAUGGUCACCGAAUGUAGGGCUUACCAGCUAUUGCACAAACGGCUGAAUGACAACAGACUGCAAGACCGCGGAUAGCUAAUUCUGCCUAGGAGCCAGCUGAUUCCCAAUGGGGUUCAGCCACGCGAACAAAGUGUAUUAAAUGGAGCGACAGUCAUAUGGAUCAUGUAAUAUGUCAUCAUGAAGGACUGCUUCUGAGUGCAAUCCGACGAAAGUAGGGGCUGUUACUACUACGUAUUGGAGCAGAAAUCGAAGCCUUUAUUGUAGUCAAGCCAGUAUAAAAAGACCAGAUUGCAAGGAGCCACUGGAAUUUACUUCAAUCGUCCUUAUGUUUCGCCCAGCACUCGACGAUGAUGUUCAUCUGCUCUUCAAACGGAAAGCACCGUGUAACAGUACAGCUUGAACUGCGUGACCAUGUUCUUCUCAUAAUACCGAAUGCUGGAGGAAACUCUAACAAGUAUUCCGUACCCAACAAGGAGCGUGUGAUCGCGCUACCCCGUCGACCGGAAGGCGGCUUUGGAGUAGCUAUUAAAGGAGGACAUGAACACAACCUUCCGAUUAUUAUCUCGAAAAUUCUCCGCGCGGACAGCUCUUCGAUCAAGCUCUAUGUCGGCGACGCUAUAGUCAAAGUGAAUGAAGUGCCGACACGAGGCCUUAGCAGGGAGCAGGCAACUGAACUACUCCGAAGUGCAGGGGAACGCGUUAUUCUAACAGUAAAGCACUAUCGGGAAGUUGCAUCUCUACUUAAAAAGGAUGAUGAAGGGGGUACGCAGGCGGCUUAUGUGGAGCUUCUCUUUGCAUACGUACAGGAAAUGGAAGAGCAGAGGGCAUUUAAAGUUCAAGCGUGUUCUUCAAAGGAGGAGACCAUCGUACAGUGUACGGACCGAGGAGAGCGGGAGACGUGGCUCCGUACAAUACAUGCAGCCGUGCAACGAUGCAAUGACCACAAGAUUGAGCAGUUAAAUCGCAAUCAAGAGGAGGCAAACAAAAUUCAUUGGAUGGAUUGGAUCAGCAAAAAGUGCUAUUUUCCAUGGAAUCGUCAACGCACGCUUCCUCUGUUCCUUGCUUUAAAGGGCGCCUCGGUUUACCAGUUCGAUCGGGCGCCAGCAUCCCUUACAGAGUUUGACGACUGCCAGAUUGUCUACAAGGCUUAUCAAUGUUCGCUUCAACCAGACGCUGAAUGUAUCGACUUAGCUUUGACAUCAAGACAUUACGUCCUAGAAACACCACACCACUGUGUUCGGUUUUCACUGCCACCGGGAGGUCAAUCUACAGCGGUGCUGGAACGUGCCUGGGCUCUGUGCACGUAUUUGAGCGUAAUUACACUGAGCAGUAAAACUUUUAGUGUACAAUUUGAAAACAAGGCUGCUUCGUUAACUAUCGAUUGGAAUAUGGGCUUUGCGCUGUACGAUAUUGCGAGUAAGGAGUACCUCUGGAAGUACGGGUUCGCGCAGUAUCGGAGCAACGGUCAAGAUGGAGCCCGUGUAAGUCUGGUGUUCGCUUUAAAAGAUACAGCUUGUUGCAAGAACGAGCUGUUGCGCACAGUGACUCUCAACAACGAUGCGCAGGCCAAACAAUUCAUCUUCUGUAUCAAUGCCUUCCUUUCAUCAAAGUCCGUUGCGCCUCAUUAGUAGGUUAAUAGCUGUAUAUUACAACACCGUUGACUGCUUAACCUUUUAUUAUUAACUAGCACUGUUGCCCAAAGGCGUGUGGAAAAGCACAGAGCUGAAACACUUUAAAGUAGAGAAAUUCAAUCUCGGAAGCGUAAGACGCGCUGAAUACUUCCUGUAUAUGGAAAUGCUGCGCAAAAAUGAAUAAUUGACACUGUCGUAAAACUACAGUGAAUAUGGUCGCGCUGUAUAUGUACAGUAUGCGAUGAAUGUAGGCACGCUGGUAAAAGAAAAAGAGCGUGUGCAUUACUUCAACAAGUUUGUGUAUAUACAUAUAUGUCAAGAAAAGGUGUUCCCGAGUAGUUGUGUGCAGCAGAGAACGUUCACUCGACGGGUUGCCAUUUAUCAAAUAAAACUAAACAUUCAUAAAUAUAAGUGAACAGAUGAAUAUGAAUUUCCUCGAACAGAUAUUUCUGUCGUCAGCUAGCCUUGUCAUAUUCGAAACAGAAGACAAAGAGGUACCGACAUUAGGACUACCAAAGAAAAUGGAAACUCCUGUUUUUGACGAUCGUUACAUAUAUUUUCUAUGAUCUCUUAAGCUUGAUGUGUCUUGUCCUAAGAGCAUUGCUGCUAAACCACUGCGCUAAACAAUGAUAUUGUUAUCAGCCGUUGACUGUAUUAUUAUAUCUUACAGCAACUGUGUUACAAAGCUUUUGAUAAAUAUGCCCAUUAUGAUUGUGUCGACGAAUAAUGGCUUAAAAGUUCGUGAGUUGUGGCGACGUUGUGGUGUCAGUAUAGCGCUUUGCAAUCCCAGACAAGUCAGUAAUAUGCCAAAUAUAUGCAAGGCAUUGCCAACAAUUUCGAUGAUAUCGAUAACAGUUGAUAGCAAUGUGAUGUGGGUUUUGUCGUAGUGACCAGAAAUGUAGAUACGAUAUAAAUGGAAAUGCUGAGUAAGUUCCGAAAUCUCCCGAUAAAGCAAGGUAACAGGGUAAUAUUUAUAAAUUCUCGGUAUCUACGACACGUUGAAUUGGCUUGGUUUCGAAUAUUUACAGUCAUGAUUACAUAUAUAUACAAUAUUGAAUGGUUAAUCAAUUGUCAGCUCAUGGCAGCUUUAGAUGACGCUGAAUGAUUACUUCGUUCUUGGAAUUCGAUUGAACAUUUCUAAACUAAUCAAGUGUAGAACUGCGAAGUGGUGCCGAAUGUAAUGUAUUAAUUAAUGCAAAUUUAAUUUAUUUGUCUUUUAUUAUAACGUUUAGAGACACAGCGCAGUUUGGAUUGUUGCUACACGGGUACCAGACCUCCUCAAUACUUAUGGCACAUCUUUGCGAAAUGAAACUCUUAAGAAAUCAAAUGCUAUCAGCAGCUUAGAUAUAUUUCCAGGGUAUGCACACAUUCAGCGGAAGCAUAAAAGUAAAAAAAACUGCCCCACAGACGAAAGCUUGCCUUAACGCUGCUACUCUUGCUGCAAAUUGCGACAAAAAGAUAUGAUAUAAAACUAUAGAAUAAAAGGUUUAAAAGAAAAGAAAAAUUGCACUAAUGUGAAUAUGAAACAACUCUACAGAUAAGAAUACUGAAAAUGAGGAGGUGACCGAUGAAACAGCCAUGUGCGACAUAGACAACAGAUGGUCCUGUCGCUCAAGCGGGUGACUUUAGGUGAUGUUUUGCGUUGUGACGAUAACUGUAUAUUAUUACUCAAAGGAUCGUCGAUUUAUGAUUAUAGCAAUGCUUGUUUGCUGUGACUACACACCACUGAAACUUAAAAAAAUAUUAUGACUAUAUAGCUUACUAUUCUACUAUUAGUUGCGUUAAAGCAAUGCAAUAAGCAAACUUAAUAAACAGUGACAACCGUGUAUAUUUUUUGCUAUUAAGAUUGCGUAUUUUAUUUUUACUAUAACUUUAGGGACAGAAAACCUAACUACAGAUUUCAGGUUUACAAGAGAUAUUUUAACGGGCCAUCGUUUUUUACAACUAGAAUAAAAACGAAUAGAAGGGUCAAACGGAAAUGUACCACUUAGAAGAAUUUUUUAGGAAUUUAGCCGAAAGUACAUGAAAAUACAUAGAUACUGCUAAAUACGCGCGCAGAGAAAUGUUCACUUAAACUUAGAAAAGUCGAAAAAUGUGAAAAAAUCCGGGCGUGAAAGUUGUGCAUGACAUACCAUUUGAACAUAAGAAAGAGCAAAUUCUGUUGAAUAGGGGCUCAUCACAGCCUGUGUUGAUAAGCUUAUGCUUCAUAAAAUCCUCAUUUUCUUUGAUUCUCAUUCUGCCUCAUUUUUGUGACACAAGAGGGUGAAACUCGAAAUAUGUGUAAUUCGAAUUAAGGUAAUCAGACUAAAUGUAACUGGAGUUCCAUUAUACGAAACGGAAUACACACUAAAUAUUUUGAUUAAAGUUUCAGUCGAUCUCAACUGAAAGUUUUUUCCUUAAUUUCUGCUCAUCUAAAAAGCCUAGAAAUUCUGCAACUUUAGUUUUCGACCAACAAGAUGAGUGGGCACUGAAAAACAUGUGAUGAUAUAACUCUAGUCGAGCACGAAACAUGAGAAUCGUUGGGUUGUAAAGUCAAUUAUGACUUUUGCGUUUUAAUUAAAUGUACCAGAUCUUUUCUCCCAUCUUGGUUAGUGAAGAUAAAUGCAAGCCCGUACGCACUUAAACUUGCAAUGCAGCAUUUGUUUCGCUAAGAAUUCGUAGAAUUACUUAUGUUUAACUUAUAUCCUCACCUGUUGAUUUGAGCUUUAGAGCAGAGUGUAAGAACUUAAUUUCAAAAACACUUAAGAAAUUCAUAACUUUAAAAAAACUAUAAAGAAAUUUUCUUAUGAAAUACGAAAUAGAUCAUUCGGCCCAGAAUUGCAGUUUAUAGACAUUACUCAUUUAAACGUCACUCAUCCUUAUGAUUUCCAAAAUAAGAGCUAGAAUAAAAGGUUGGUUUUUAUUCAGAGGCCCAAGACGUUCUCCCACAAAUGUUCGCUAUGUUCCAACAUGUGCCCUGACAAAUGGCUAUUACUGUUUGUAACAAAUCGGUAGACUUGUGCAGCUCCUUGCCAAGCUGAGUUAACGAUUUUUGCAUUUUUUACCCAAGCAUCUCUAUUCUGGUCUAGUCUCUCUGAUUCUAGUCACUCUUAACAGCAGUAGAUAGUAUUAAGUACUUCUAAUGGAACUGUCGUGGUCUGUGGUUUGAUCCAACAAUACAAUUAUCAAUUUCAUCAGAGGACGCGUUCUUAUAACAAGUCGAUAAGCACGUUCACGAGGUUUUACAAAGGAAAGCUGAAAGUUACUACUUUCAUACGCUGCUUUCCUUA